This is a messenger RNA of Menidia menidia (Atlantic silverside), 714 nucleotides long. The record is from the annotation of a GenBank genome assembly. NCBI's taxonomy places the organism in Eukaryota, Metazoa, Chordata, Actinopteri, Atheriniformes, Atherinopsidae.
AUGGCAAAUAAAGGACAGCAGCCUCCUCACCUGCACCUGGCCGAGGUCACCGCGUCCCAGUUCCUGGACAUCUGGAAACACUUCGACGCGGACGGUAAUGGAUACAUUGAGGGAAAAGAGCUGGAGAACUUCUUCAGGGAGCUGGAAUCUGCCCGGAGAGGAGCAGGAGUGGACCCGACAAACCCCAUCUUCAGAGAAAAGAUGAAGGAGUUCAUGCAAAAGUUCGACAAGAACAAAGACGGACGCAUUGAGAUGUCGGAGCUGGCCCAGAUCCUCCCGACUGAGGAGAACUUCCUGCUCUGCUUCAGACAGUUUGUCAGCUCCAGCGCCGAGUUCAUGGCGGCGUGGAGGCGAUAUGACACGGACCGCAGCGGCUACAUCGAGGCCAACGAGCUGAAGGGUUUCCUUUCAGACCUGCUGGAGAAGGCCAACAGACACUACGAUGACCAGAAGCUGCAGGAGUACACACAGACCAUACUCAGGAUGUUUGAUCUGAAUGGAGAUGGGAAGCUGGGCCUCUCAGAGAUGGCGAGGCUUCUUCCCGUGCAGGAGAAUUUCCUGCUCAAAUUCCAGGGCGUCAAGAUGACUUCUGAGCAGUUCAACUCCAUCUUCACAUACUAUGACAAGGAUGGAAACGGCUACAUCGAUGAGCACGAGCUGGAGGCUCUGCUACGAGACCUUUACCAGAAAAACAAGAAGGUGAGAGUCGGAUGA